Mucor mucedo is the source of this 2234-nucleotide messenger RNA. RefSeq lists its product as uncharacterized. The coding region runs from base 29 to 1975 and encodes 648 amino acids. NCBI's taxonomy places the organism in Eukaryota, Fungi, Mucoromycota, Mucoromycetes, Mucorales, Mucoraceae. The transcript has 3 exons. The record is from RefSeq and is a predicted model, not a curated record.
ACCACUUUAACGGAACAACCUUUUUCACAUGCCUAAAUCUGUUAAAAAGCCAAGCCUAAUUGGAGUUGACCCCCAACUCGAAAUAACUUUGAAUGAAUGUAAAAGCCGAAAAAUAAAUCCUAUUCUACAUGGAUUAAAAUUGAAGUAUUGGACACAUUAUGGAAAGUUAGCGAAUUGUGCAUUGAAAAACUGCAAGAAGCAAGACGCUGAUUCAAUUAUAAGAGCUAUCUUGGCCUUUUUCACCAACAUAAAAACUUCGUUUGCAGCCAAUAUGGCAGUGUCAAAAUAUGGCGAAGCCUGCAAAAACUACUUUUCGGACUUGGAGAACAAAACUAAUCUUCAGGAAGUUAUUCGUACCAAGCUAGAUUUGAAGGAUUUAGAAGAACUUGAUAAAGAGACACUCCACAUAACUCAUAGUCUAAGAAGUAAAACCAAAUCACAGAAGGCUCUGGCAAAUGCAGCAAAAGACUAUCAAGCCGCGAAAUUUGAAGCAGACGCGCUGUUAAAGGCUUUAGACGUGGAAAUCAUCAGCUCAAGUUCAGACGAUGAUACUCCCGAGCUACAGGCACCACUGACACAAUCAACCAUAUCAGAGACUGACAACGUCUUUACAGUCCAAAAUCAAACCGAAAGCGUGGGAAAACGAAUCAAACAAGAAGCCUUGAAUAUUCAUAACGAAUAUGUAAAGGGGGUUAAUAUUGGUUCCGAAGCUAAACUAGUAAUGGAUCUUGGUUUAAGCUCAAUUUUGGAUUUGACUCAUGAAAAAGACGCGUAUCAAAAGUAUAUUUUUUCAGAUCAAGAAUGGAAGCAGUUGGAAGACUAUUUCAACAAGAAAUACAAACUCAAAAUUACGGCAUCUAUUCCUAAAAACCUUACUGAUACUUGGUCUACUGUUGCUCAACUUGCCAUUCACAAGGGUACUUUUACUGCAUUAAAGUACAUAUCAAAAUUUCAAAGUCUCGAAUCAACAAGCGAGGUUAAUUUUAUAUAUUUUGAGAUAUUUAGACAUGUGGUCCUUACUCUUCAUGAAGAUGCAAGUUUGAUUAAUAGUAUUAUUGAAAACAAUGGCUCCAUUUCAGAGCAAGAUGUGUAUACUCUCUGGUUUCCAAUAAUUAAGAGGAUCGUAUCAAUAAAAAAGAUUAUAAGGAUGAAACAAGGCGAAACGAUCAACUUAUACACUACCAAACGCAAACAAGCCCAAUAUUCCGAUCAUGAAAAAGUGAAAGGAUUUAAAAUUGAUGUACGUUUGCUGCUGGAUUAUGGUCAAAAUGAAAUCGACCUAUGUGCUGGAGAAGUUGCAACAAAUACCUUUGACACCGAUAAGCUUAUCCAUGAUAGGAGCAAAUGCAUUCGAGAAUCAAAAGAUAUAUGUGAUCACCACAUUGAGGCAGGAUUGGGAAGAGACUCGGUUGGCUGGGGAAUUCAAAUUUCUGGGCUCGAAGCACGCUUGAUGUCAAUUCAUCUUUUUAGAGAAGGUCUUUUUGUUGCUGUAUGCCAAGACACCUUUCUGUUUCCCCAAAAUAUUGAAGAAUUGCCGGACUUUAUACACACUCUAAAGGGUCUUGAGUAUCUCAUUGAACGUAACCAGGUUGAAGCUAAUAAACUUAUUGGAAUCUACGACAAGAUAUAUAGGUCGUAUCGCCCUUCAUUAAAUAGUGAAAAUAGCACCGGCACCAGUACCAGUACCAGUACCAGCACCUGCCGUAGUAGCUAUAACAGCAACAUGCCAACUUCGUUUACAUAUUAUACCCCACCUUCGGGAGAUAGAAACAAAUCUGUCAUCCCCCAUCAAAUAUUCUGUAAAGAAAAACGCCGGUUAUUCCACGAGAGAGUCAUUAUUGGAGAGGAUAGCCCAGAAGUAGUUACGUUAGAAACGAAAGGAGAUGAGGAUAUGUUUGGAUGGGUCGAAAUGGUUGAUAACACUUGGUAUAAUUCUGUAACUGGUGAAAAGAGUGACGUUUCGCCUUACCGAUAAUGCUAAACUUAAUUUUUUUUUUCAUAUAUUCCCCUCACCUAUUAUCAUACCAGUACUUGAGUAAAUAAAUAUAAUAUAACUCAAACUGAACAACAAGACUACUAAUUAUUUUACAUUGUAUUCUUACUCACCAGUAAGGAUUGUAUAUUCCCUGAAAUAAAUAUUUAAAAUAACGGUUACGCUAUUUUUAUUUUUGUUUUUAAAAAACAUGAUAACUUGUCAAAAAAGAACUAGUUUCUUAUUUGAUCAUCACAAAACU